ACUAUUUUGGGAUCAAGAAUGGAUCGAUUAACACAGCUUCAAGAUGCCAUUGAUUCGAUGGCACGCAUGUUUACAAACAGUAUACAUUAUGUUCACGAGAGAUCUUCUAUGGCCUCCCUCAACAACGAUAUUCCAGUAGCUCAACAAAAAGUCCAGGCUGAUUCACCUGAAGUAUUUCAACAAAAUAUGCAAGAACUUGCCACUGAUUUAGUAAAGAAGGCCAAAGAGAUCGACUUGCUGAUUGAGGUUUUGCCUGGGAUUAAAAACACUGAAGAGGAUCAGCUACGAAUUCUUGCCGAGCUUGAAGAAGAAAACAGAUUGGCUAACCAAGAAUACGAAGAUGCAGUACAUGAACUAGAAAUGGCAAGAGAAAAGAUCUCCAAUGCACUUCGUACGAUAUCAAAUAACCAGAGUCAGAAAUUCACAGAAAUCCUUGUCAAAGAUGAUCAAUGAUAAUUGUUAGCCUGACGAUAAUCUCCCCCAGGGCUCAUUUCCCACGUCCUAUGUCUUUAACUUGUAUAUUCAAUUCCACCCAAAUGUGACCCAGAGUAUUGAACAAAUGUGGUUCAAUAAUAAUAGUAAUAAUAACAGUAAUAAUAAUAAAUUAAAAACAUUACAUAUACAUAUGUAUUUAUGUAUAAAAGUACUUUGAAAUCUUUUUU
This is a messenger RNA of Phycomyces blakesleeanus NRRL 1555(-), 662 nucleotides long. RefSeq lists its product as hypothetical. The transcript is spliced from 6 exons. The coding region runs from base 19 to 453 and encodes 144 amino acids. Gene Ontology annotation, biological process: regulation of transcription by RNA polymerase II. Gene Ontology annotation, cellular component: mediator complex. The record is from RefSeq and is a predicted model, not a curated record. Gene Ontology annotation, molecular function: transcription coregulator activity. Lineage: Eukaryota; Fungi; Mucoromycota; Mucoromycetes; Mucorales; Phycomycetaceae.